UUAAAUAAAAAGCGGGUACGUUAAGACAGUCCCCUAAUUUUGCUUGCUUGCUCAAGUUCUGUGUCUGAUCUCUGUCAGUCUGUCCAAAAUCGAUCUCUUUCAUGUUUCAGUUCCAAUUCUGAUCUUCGAAGCUCAAACAAAACAAUGGCGAAAGGAAGAUACUCUCGCCUUCCAGCUCGAAAAUCAUCGUCGUCGACGAUCAUUCUGACUAUGCUCAUCAUGGUCACAUUCGUUAUUCUCAUACUUCUUGCCCUCGGAAUUCUCUCUGUCCCUAGCAAUUCCGGUGAUUCCUCUCGCAAAGCCAACGAUCUCAGCACCAUCGUCCGUAAUAAAGUGGACAGCAGUGAGGGAGAUGAUGGGAGACAAGAGCCCUCGGCGGAGGUGAUCUCGUGGGAGCCUCGGGCUUUUAUCUAUCAUAAUUUUUUGAGCAAAGAGGAAUGUGAUUACCUGAUCAAUCUUGCCAACCCUCAUAUGCAAAAGUCUACAGUUGUUGACAGUGAAUCUGGAAAGAGUAAAGAUAGCAGAGUGCGAACAAGCACUGGCACAUUCCUUCCAAGAGGUCGUGAUAAAAAGAUCAGGGAAAUUGAGAAAAGGAUUGCUGAUUUCACCUUCAUACCUGUAGAACAUGGGGAAGGACUCCAAGUUCUCCACUAUGAAGUUGGGCAAAAAUAUGAGCCUCAUUUUGACUACUUUUUGGAUGAGUUCAAUACAAAGAAUGGGGGUCAACGCAUAGCAACUGUUCUUAUGUACCUCUCAGAUGUUGAAGAAGGGGGUGAGACAGUGUUUCCUUCUGCCAAAGGGAACUAUAGUGCUGUGCCUUGGUGGAACGAGUUGUCUGAAUGUGGAAAAGGAGGGCUUUCUGUUAAACCAAAGAUGGGUGAUGCACUGCUUUUCUGGAGCAUGAAACCUGAUGCUUCUCUGGAUCCUUCAAGUUUGCAUGGUGGUUGCCCGGUGAUUAAAGGGAAUAAGUGGUCAGCCACCAAGUGGAUGCAUGUGAAUGAGUACAAAGUCUGAACUAUAGUUUGAAAGUUAAUUGUAUGACACAACAUCUGAAUUGUAAUUCGGCCCUCCUGACAGAGAGAGCUCCAGCGCUAACAGGCAUCAAGUAAAUGUGUAAAUCUUCUUGUAUACAGCUGAGCGCCUUGUUGGUUACUGCCAUAAAUUUUGGUAUCAGUGAUGGGAGCCUUUUCGUUGGACUCGAGGAUAAAAUAGUUUAAUUUAUGGUUACAGCCGAAAUAUGUUGAACAUUUGAGUUGCUGAUAUAGAAAAACCCAUCUCUUGAUUUUGUAACUGAGAUUGUAUUUGUUUUUUUUUUUUUUUGGGCCAACAAUAAAUGUCUUAUGUCUGUGGAAGUAUUUGUUUUGCCCAUUAAUAAAUUUCUGCGAAAGGUUAAUAGCAUUUUGUUAUCA
Molecule: messenger RNA, 1409 nt
Organism: Hevea brasiliensis (rubber tree)
Lineage: Eukaryota; Viridiplantae; Streptophyta; Magnoliopsida; Malpighiales; Euphorbiaceae
Product: probable prolyl 4-hydroxylase 10
Exons: 8
Coding region: 145-1014 (289 amino acids)
Biological process (GO): peptidyl-proline hydroxylation to 4-hydroxy-L-proline
Cellular component (GO): endoplasmic reticulum
Molecular function (GO): procollagen-proline 4-dioxygenase activity; iron ion binding; L-ascorbic acid binding
Source: RefSeq, a predicted model, not a curated record